Molecule: messenger RNA, 994 nt
Organism: Mercurialis annua (annual mercury)
Lineage: Eukaryota; Viridiplantae; Streptophyta; Magnoliopsida; Malpighiales; Euphorbiaceae
Exons: 2
Coding region: 264-875 (203 amino acids)
Source: RefSeq, a predicted model, not a curated record
UUAAUCUUUCCUUCUUCAACCUGCAAUAUAAAACCAGUUUCCUAGUCUCCUAGCAGAACUGCAGUUCUUAUGCAAAUCAAACUCGUCACCAAAAAUCAUUAGCUACGAAUUUUCAUGUAUAUAAUGCUCAAAAAUUCUACAGUAGCAGUUUUAGAAGAAGAAGUUGAAAAUUUUCAAGAAAUUCAGUGGGAAAAAGAACGAUAGAUUAAGAUUUUCUUUAAAAUCUCAGCGAGUUAUUAUAUUGAUUCCGAAUUGAUUUCAGAAUGUGCACAACAACGGAAACCGAAGAGAUAAUGGCGGUGAAGCAAAUUCUACUCUCUCCUCCGCCAGCAACGGCGGCGGAGGAGGCGGAGAUUGAGCUAGCUAAAUGCGAGUGUUGCGGUUUGAUGGAGGAGUGUACGGCGGCGUACAUUGCUCGCGUGCGUGAGAGGUUCUGCGGUCGCUGGAUUUGCGGAUUGUGCGGCGAGGCGGUUAACGAUGAGAGUUGCAGAUCGGAGAAGGAUAUCGGAAUUGAAGAAGCGGUUGAAAAGCAUACGAAGUUUUGCCAGCAGUUUAAAGCUUGCGAGUGUUGCGGUUUGAUCGAGGAGUGUACGGCGGCGUACAUUGCUCGCGUUCGCGAGCGGUUCGGCGGUCGGUUUAUUUGCGGAUUAUGCGGCGAGGCGGUUAAGUAUGAGCGUUGCCGAUCGAAGAAGGAUAUUGGAAUUGAAGAGGCGGUUGAAAAGCAUAUGAAGUUUUGUCAGCAGUUUAAAUCUUCGGUCCCGACAGUGAAUUUGAUAUCGGCGGUGAAAGAUCUUCUCCGACGAAGCAUAGAUUCGCCGAGGAAGAUGAAGCAAUCAUCGUUGUCCACCUCAUUAUCGUUGUCAAAAGAGGUUUAGUUGGAAAAUUUAAUUAAAAAUUUAAGAUAAAAUUAGUUAUUUUUUUAUGUUAUAGUAUAGUUUUCAUUUUAAUCUUAAUUGAGCUUUAUAAACAAUUUUAAUAUAAAAUCUUUGUUUAA